This is a messenger RNA of Trichoderma atroviride IMI 206040, 781 nucleotides long. The record is from RefSeq and is a predicted model, not a curated record. Lineage: Eukaryota; Fungi; Ascomycota; Sordariomycetes; Hypocreales; Hypocreaceae.
CCGCUGUCACUCAAGUCGCCAACGCAGCCGUCGCCGCCAGCUGUGCCGGCCAAGAUGGCGCCCCCUUUGCCACCAAAGACGCCCAUCCACGAAUAUGGCCACCGGCCCCGAGACUCGGAGACGUCGAUCCCGCCUUACCCACUGGACGAUGACGAGGGGCCGCCUCCCAUCAACAUGGCGCGGAAGCCAGAGUAUCUGCAGUAUUAACGAGUGGGAAAUAAGUGAAAAAGAGUUGGAAUAACGGCGUUUCGGAUACCAAAUUGGUGAUGUGACGAGGGCAUGAUUGAAUGCUUUUUUAUUGCUGUUUAUUUUUCUUUGUCUAUAUUUUUUUUAUACUUUUGUUACCUAAAGAAAGAGGGAAUGAGGGAGGGAUUGGAUCUUUGAAUUGUUAUGACAAUGUCUCGCUUUGAUACCAUGGGCGGCGGUGGCGGCACUUUUAAAUAGGGAAAAAUGAAAUACACCAUAUAUACCUUUUGGAAUUUGGAAGCAAAAUAUUCGAUAAACUGACAGAGCAAACCUGCGUAUAUAUGUACUGCUGCCUGUGUAUCUGACAUAUGAUGAUGGACGUGAUGUACUCGAUAAGACCCUGGCUACUAAUUGCUGUGUUGAUGCCACCAUUUGCUACUUUUUCUCAGUUGGGCGAGAUGAGGUGCGAGCUGGUGUACAUACUAGUAGGCAGGCUACCAGCGAUGAUGAUGAUGCAAAUCUCAACUCUACAAGGGUUUUCUAUCGAUCCUUUCUCGAUGCGGAGUGGCGGCUUGCGUCCAAGACUAUGCGCGAC